AGGCUGGAUUUUCAAGGAUUCAAUAUCGUUCUCGUUGCACCUAGGUAGGGACGACCUAACCAACAGACUAUCAAAUGCAGUCGUUAGCCGAGCGGAUACCCGUUGAAAAAUCUCUCAAGCCGAGAAAGAGCGUUGAGAAACCUUUGCGAAUGUCCUGUUGCGGCGCCUGAGCUACGCCGUAGACGUGGUCCUAAAACCACCACGACUGGCCGAUCCAACCAUAUUUCGCUAAUCCGCAUCAGGAGCGUCGAUUUUUCGCUCAUCCAGAGCGGCGCGGCGGCGAGUGUCCGAGUCCUCGGAGUGUGCGUGGUUACGAUCCGGCAACCCGUUGCGUACUACGCGUACGUGUUUGUCUGAAUGACUAAAAUAAAACCGUGCAAAGUCCAAGACGAGGUUGAAACACGCGGUCAAAACAAGCUCUUCGCGGGGAUAGAGGAACAGAGAGAGAAAGACGGAGGAGGGGUUAUCAUAUCGUCCGUCGGCAAUUCUCUCUCCUCAGGACUCUCCAGACCUCUGCCGGGAUAAUAAUAAGUAUCCGCUGUACGGAGUUUCUGUUGUAUAUCCCGGUAGUCGGUGUAAUAAAGAGUGUACCGAAAAGAAGGGUAAACGCGGAUGUGUCCCAGCGACGAUUCGUGUUCGCAAGUCUAAUACGCGAAAGUAAUCACAGUGCCUGAGAAGAAUUAGAGUAAAGUAAAGUUGAAAGAAGCAACGCGAUAAAGAAAACAAGGAUUAAACUCGAUACCGAUCAUCUCGGGCUGAGUGUAACUUGCGUGACGAUACGAGAAGAAAAAAAGGGAAGAGAUAGAAACCUUGGAGAGACAUGUUGCCGCCCGCAGCAAUGCACCUGGAGCAAAGGAUGAACGGGGAUAGGGGUCUGCAACAUCACUUGGAUCACCAUCGAACCCAGACAACGCCGACCAGGGACCCCCGUUUCCCUCACCGAGCGGCCGUCCUGUCGCCAGCAAGGGAACGUUUUCCGUCAUCGAGCAGCACAGACGACGACCAAAGCGGGUCGGACGUCGAACAUGAAUCCGCGGGAAUGCGAAACGGCAAAGCCCACUCGGGGAUGCUCCAUUCCGGAACUCAUUCCGUGCGCAAACGCCGUGGUAACCUACCUAAACACUCCGUAAAGAUACUCAAGAGAUGGCUUUACGAGCACAGGUACAACGCGUAUCCGAGCGACAGCGAGAAACUCACCCUCAGCCAAGAAGCGAACCUAACGGUACUUCAGGUUUGCAAUUGGUUUAUCAACGCGAGGAGACGUAUUCUACCUGAGAUGAUCAGGCGGGAAGGUCACGAUCCUCUACAGUAUACGAUAUCUCGCCGGGGGAAAAAAAUGGCUGGUGGAAGUCAUCAACAGGCCUCGAGUCUUAGUCCACGCGCAAAUCAAACAUGGGAUCCGCUGGCUGGGAUGAGCGCACCCAAAAGAAGCAGGGAUCACGAUUACGAUGAUGCCGCCGGGCUCAUGUAUAGGAGUGAGGAAGACAGUCCAAACGAUUACGAAAGCAGUUCACACAGCGAGGAAGAGCGUCCUACGACUCAGUGGCCUAGCGUGAUCGUCUACCCGUAUUCCGAAACCAAAGUCGAGCACAAUAAUCAACUGACCUAUGGAAAUCCGAUUACUCACCCUGCCCGUAGAGGGGACGACCACGUCACUACCGUAAGUGAAGCUGCCUAUUGGAGUGCUCCCAGACAGCAUUUGACGACAACGCCAGACGUGCAGCACGAAACAGAAGUAUACAGUACUCACAGCCCGCACAAUGACGAAACUCCACCUCCGACACCCCCCGAAGAGGAUAAGGACAAGUUCAAGUGCCUGUAUUUGUUAGUGGAGGCGGCUGUUGCUGUACAACAGCAAGAAAAGGAGCGUGAAGGAACUGUAGUUUAACGUUAUUAUACUGGGUGCACUACUGCGUUGCAGGGACAUAAUAUGGCGCACGUCGGAGUGGCAGUCAUAGAGUGAUGUUGUUUUUUCAAUACCUUGAGAUUCAGUGCGCCGUUUAGUGAUUGAAACUGAAAAAUAGCAUACAACAAGAAAUCUAAAACGCGUUUAGGCUGUUCAUACGGUUACUUAUAGCCGUUUAGGGAAACUACACGAAUGUUUUACAUGAUUGACUUAUGAUUUCCUCAAAAAUACUGUUAUAUCUUCGAAGAAGUCAAACCCUAAAGACUUACAAUGAAGGAUACAACCUUUGCGGCUUGGUUUGCAAACCAAUUGAAAUAAUAUGAUACUUCCUGUCGUAUGGUUCAGAAAUAUCAAUGAAGUAAUGAUUAUUGAUAAAAAUGAAUGAACUCUGAUAGGUUGAUUUUUUCCUGAUAAUUUUUUCGUGCAAUCACAAACAAUGAAGACCUGCCAGAAAAAAUUUUCAAACUAUUUACUGGAAGGCAUUUAUUCUUGCUGCUCGUUAAUGAAGCUUUUGAACAAAUGCUGUGAAAUAAAACAAUUAGAAAAAGGUAGCUAUUUAUGUAAUUAUAAUACGACACGGUAAACCAAACAUAGAAUACGUGACAAAUCAACAGAAACAUAUCUACCAUUUCAGUGGAAAGAUAGUGAAGCAAUGACUUUUUGGUGUGCGGAAGGUAUGUGGCGAUAUUGCAAGGCUCUGCUGAUGCAGUUUCAAAAGUUUCGCUGUUUAUACGCGAGGUUUGCAUAAAAAAUUUUGAACACUGAAAAUUUUUUCUGCGCGCACAUGAAUUGUAACAAAUUUUGAGAUUAACAACAAAGUAGGUCUGAAGCUAAAGGCUUGUGUCUUUGUACGUUGUUGAUGACCACUCGAAGAUUGGAAAAUACUUUAUUUUCUUUCACUACAUCCAUAUACAACUAAAUGUUGACACGAAUUUUUUUUUAUACUGUUAGUGUCGUUGUUUCCCUUACUCAUGCUUUUUCUUCCAAAUAUUAUCUUGUAGGCCAUACCAUCGAUGAAAUUAGAUGCGUCAAAAUGGCGCUUGAAAAUAUCUUUGGAAGUUGCAUUUAUAACCGCCAAUUCCGAAUGGCUAUUGACGAGAACGAAGAAAUCGUUGAAAAAAACGAAAAAAAAGAAAACAAUAUGUUCUUAGAGGUAAAGUGAAAACAAGUCUCAGUUUUGAGUUCUUGAAAAAAAAUUAUUUGAUCUAGAUCUUCCUCAGGGGAACGAUAAUUUCAUUGACAUGUUGUAUUACGUUUCUCGCGUCGUUAAUUGUGUUUCGAAAAUUGUCAAUCGAAACAUGAUAUCAUAUAUUUUGAAAUAAUGCAUAUACACAUACGACGUAUGAUGUAUUCAUUAUACAUAUAACUGAAAUUAUCUGUUCACAUCGGCAAAAUGUGCAUUGAAAGCGAAAUACAUGUAAUGGAAUUACUUAGCAAUAAUAAUAUAUAUUUGGACAUUUGAUAUUCUUUACGAAUACGCGCGAAAAUGGUGGCAAUGUGAAUUGAUAAAUUUAUAAACGUAUGAAAUUUUUCGUAAUGCAGAAAGUGAUUCCUAAAUGUAACGAGGAAGAUAUGUAUACCGCAGUUAUUUAGUUUAUAAUUACGAGGAUGUUGAGUGAUUUUACUGACCACACGAGGUUAUUGGUUAUUUACUUAAUAAAACUGAUUGCUGAGU
This is a messenger RNA of Diprion similis, 3581 nucleotides long. Its product is annotated as homeobox protein TGIF2-like. Bases 821 to 1888 code for a protein of 355 amino acids. Gene Ontology annotation, molecular function: DNA-binding transcription factor activity, RNA polymerase II-specific; RNA polymerase II cis-regulatory region sequence-specific DNA binding. The transcript has 5 exons. NCBI's taxonomy places the organism in Eukaryota, Metazoa, Arthropoda, Insecta, Hymenoptera, Diprionidae. The record is from RefSeq and is a predicted model, not a curated record. Gene Ontology annotation, biological process: regulation of transcription by RNA polymerase II.